GCAGAUCUGCAGAGUUCUUUUGGUCCCUGUCUGGCCAGGACAGUGCCCAGCAGCACGAGCUGCCCAUGGGCACUGCCCUCUGCUGUGCGGGUGCCCAUGGGAGGCACUCAGGGCAAGCAGCUGCCUUGCAGGCCCAGUCUGCCCUGAGCCCUGGGGCUGGUUUGGUCAGCUUCCCCUGCCAUUAGCCCCCUCAGUGGGGACACAGGGGGCUCCCCGAGGAGCUCCAGGCUCCAAGUCCCAGCCCCUCUAGGAGGAGGCGGUGGCCAAGGCUCAGCAGCCAGAGGCUUCUCAGCUCGGAGCUCCAGAGCCAGAUGUAACAUUGACCUUAAAUGGUAAAAGCUCCCCAGAGUGAAGAGAGGCUGGCCAGAAGAGGAAAGGGGAAUAACUCAGUUUUAGCCUGCGGAGCCCAGGCCUCUUGGAGCAUCUUUGGGGCUGACGCCGCGGAGGUUCCGGGCACACGGGGCCACUCCUGCCAGGAGGCUGCCAUGCCCCACAUUCCCGAGGACGAGGAGCCCCCUGGAGAGCCACAGGCAGCCCAGAGCCCCGCCGGCCAAGGCCCUCACACUGCAGAAAUAUCCUGCAGUCCACCUACCAUCAUCCUGACUGGGGAGGCCAGUUCACCAGAAGGAGAAACUGAUAAAAACCUAGUCAACAGAGCUCACAGUCCCCAUAGGAGGCUUUCUCACCGAAACUUGAAGGUUUCCACUGUUUCGCUGACUUCUGUGGACCCUUCAGGGCACAUUAUUGACCUGGUACAUGACCAGCUGCCAGAUAUCAGCAUCUCAGAGGAGGACAAAAAGAAAAACCUGGCGCUGCUGGAAGAAGCCAAGUUGGUGAGUGAACGAUUCCUGACUCGCCGCGGGAGGAAGUCCAAGAGCUGCCCCGGAGACUCCCAGUCAGCUGUUGCCUUGAACCUCAGCCCCGGAGCUUCUCCCGCAUCCUCUCAAACCAACUCGCUUACUGUUCCCACGCCGCCUGGUUUGGAUGCAUGCAGUGGCCCAGAGUCUCCUUUGCUUGGAGCACCACCACAGCAGAAGGGGGAUGAGGCCGAAGUCUCUUCACCUCAUCUUGGCGAGCCUAAGAAUGUCUCCAAAGGGCUAGCUGACCGGAAGCAGAAUGACCAGAGGAAAGUGUCUCAGGGCAGGCUGACUCCUCGUUCUCCCACAACUGAGAAGUCCAAAGAAAUUGCAAUUGAACAAAAGGAAAACUGUGAUCCCCUCCAGUGCUCUGAGGCCACACACAAGGGCUCAGCUUCCAGCAUAGGCAGUGGUGGGAAAAUGGCCUUGAAUAGCCCUCAGCCUGGUCCUGCUGAAAAUGACCUGGGAAAGGUGCUUCUGAAGACGGCCAGGGAGGGCAACCCUCUGCCUAGAGGUCCAGCCCAGGGUUCUGGAGGGGCAGCUCCCCUGGCCCCCCAGGAAAAAGGUACAGCUGGAGAGCCGACAGGGUCAAAGUUUGGCUCCAAAGCUGAGCUACGGUCCCCUGCUUCUCGGCCACCCCUAUUGAGGGGGGUCUCCUGGGACAGUGGUCCUGAAGAACCUGGCCCCCGGCUGCAGAAAGUGCUUGCCAAGCUGCCUCUGGCAGAGGAAGAGAAGCGUUUUUCGGGCAAAGCUGGCAGCAAGCUGGCCAAGGCACCUGGACUCAAAGACUUUCAGAUACAAGUGCAGCCAGUGAGGAUGCAGAAACUGACUAAGCUCCGAGAGGAGCACAUCCUGAUGAGAAAUCAGAACUUAGUGGGGCUCAAGCUUCCAGACCUUAGCGAAGCAGCUGAGCAGGAAAAAGGGCUCCCUUCUGAACACUCCUCAGGUAUUGAGGAAGAUGAGUCAAAGAGUGGCUUGGAUGUCAUGCCCAAUAUUUCUGACAUGCUGCUGCGCAAACUGCGGGUCCACAGAUCUCUUCCUGGAAGUGCCCCUCCGCUCACUGAAAAGGAAGUUGAGAACGUGUUUGUACAACUGUCCUUGGCCUUUAGAAAUGACAGCUACACUCUGGAAUCUAGAAUUAACCAGGCUGAAAGGGAACGUAACCUGACAGAAGAGAACACAGAGAAGGAACUGGAAAACUUCAAAGCUUCCAUUACGUCCUCAGCUUCACUAUGGCACCACUGUGAGCACCGGGAGACCUACCAGAAACUGCUGGAGGACAUUGCUGUCCUGCACCGCUUGGCUGCCCGCCUCUCCAGCCGAGCUGAGAUGGUGGGGGCCGUCCGCCAGGAAAAGCGUAUGUCAAAGGCAACAGAGGUAAUGAUGCAGUAUGUGGAGAAUCUGAAGAGGACGUAUGAGAAGGACCAUGCAGAGCUCAUGGAGUUUAAAAAACUUGCAAAUCAGAAUUCAAGCCGCAGCUGCGGCCCCUCUGAAGAUGGGGUCCCUCGAACAGCGCGGUCCAUGUCCCUCACACUGGGAAAGAACAUGCCCCGUCGGAGGGUCAGUGUUGCAGUGGUUCCCAAGUUUAAUGCCCUGAACAUGCCUGGCCAAUCUUCCAGCUCAUCACCCAUCCCCUCCUUACCAGCCCUGUCAGAAUCAACCAAUGGGAAAGGCAACCUACCUGCCACCUCAGCACUGCCUGCACUUUUGGAAAAGGUCUGCACAUAUCCUGCAACCUCCCCCGAGGAUGAUCUCCCCUCUGCUACAGAUAUGGCUGACUUUUCACCUUUCAGUGGAAAGACAAAUGCAGACCCAGAUUGUGAAGCCUCUGCUCCCAUGCCAACUUUGAGCUGCGUGGAGAUUAGCCAGGAGACCACGGCCAGGAUGGAGGAAGAAGCUUACAACAAGGGAUACCAGGAAGGUCUAAAGAAGACCAAAGAGCUUCAAGACCUGAAAGAAGAGGAAGAAGAACAGAGAGGUGAGAGUCUUGAGGAAGCUGAAGAGGCAGAAGAAACUGAGGAAGAGGAAAAGAACCAAAGAAGCAGCAAACUUGAAGAAUUGGUUCAUUUCUUACAAGUCAUGUAUCCCAAACUGUGUCAGCACUGGCAAGUCAUCUGGAUGAUGGCCACAGUGAUGCUGGUCUUGACUGUUGUGUUGGGACUCUACAGUUCCUAUAACUCUUGUGUGGAGCAGGCUGAUGGGCCCCAUGGGAGAUCAACUUGCUCGGCAGCCCAGAGGGACUCGUGGUGGAGCUCAGGACUCCAGCAUGAGCAACCUGCAGAGCAGUAGGAAAUCUGACACCCAGUCAGUGCCCUGCUCCAGCACAUAGCUGACUGCUCUUUUCCCAAGCAUAUGUUUCAGGCCAGUUGUGGGCAUGCUGGCACCAGCCUAUCAGGAAAUAAGCAGGGUUCUUUCAUACUCAGCAACCGUGUGGGAGCUAUGCAUACACAGUAACUGAUGUUUUUGGAGGAUCAACAAAACUGCCCUGGGAACACUUCUGGCGGAUGAAGUCACCUUCACCAAGGAACUCUAACAGAAGGGAAAGUCAUCUGCCCCUAGCUCAGAUGGCAGGGGGAAAGAAAACACCUUCACUGCAGAAAACAGUAAGAAGUUCACUCUCCCUCCCCUUUUUCCUCUCUGUAGUCAGAAAUCAAGAAGAAUUAUGCCCAAAGGCUAACUCUGACCUUGAGGAUCAGACCUAGAAUUUGGAGUCAACAUGAAUAUCAUCCCAUUUCCCAUCUCAUUCUCACUGACUCUUCUUCAGCCUCCCUGCCUCCCCUUUGGAACCAGAGUUUCUCUUUACAGAAGUAGGGAAGGUUUCUCAGAAAAAUAUUUAGGCUGAAUUUAGAUCAGUGCUUGAAAUGAAAUGGGAAGAUGUGAGUUAACAUAUAUGCAUCUGUAUGCACACACAGCACACAUACACACAGCAUGCAUGUGCAUGAAGCCAACAACCCUCCAAACGUGUGCUCUAGGUGUGUGUUCUGGAUAAAACAACCCACAGAUUUUUCACUAGGUGUGGGGCAGUCACCAGGCACCUGUUCAAUGAGCUCUCCACAUUGAUUUAAGAUGUUUGAAGACACUGAAAACUCAUGGCUGCAACAGUGAACUUGCUGGUCGCCAUUUCAAGUGCUAAUUCUAAGCUGUUGUACAACAAUCUAUUCCCUAUUUGUCCUCUACCAUUGAGAACCCACCUCUCAUGUGUGAUUUCAGCCCUCGUGUGCCCACAACCACAUGUGCAGUUGCACCUUAGUGCUUCAGUUCAAAUGGGUUUUCCAGCCCAAGUACACAUUUCAGAGCAUUCUAGUUGUUCAGCAUAAAACUGAGGGAGCACAUCCCAUUUCCAAUUUGACUUCUUGCUCCACCUUUACGGCCACUGCCUUCAUUCAUCCCUUAUCAGUUUUGAGGGGUGUUGGUUUCUUGUGGGUUUUAUUGUUCUGCUCUUGUUUUUGUUUUGUUGUUGAUGUUGUUUGUUUUGUUGCUAACACUCAUAUAGAACUUACUAUGAGCCAAACACUGUUCUAUGUAUUAUAUAGGUAUUAAUUCAUUUAAUCCUCCAAAAAAAAAAAAAAGAAGAAAAGAAAAGAAAAAACAAUGAGGUGGGUACCACCCUCCCCAUUUUCAGAUAAGGAAACUGAAGCACAAAAAAACACAACUAACUUGCCAAGGACAUCCAGUUAGUAAAUUAUGGGCCUGGAACUCAUAUCCAGGCAGACUGGCCCCUGCACAAAAUUGCCUUUUCCAGUGGUCUCCUAACUGCAUGCCUUAUGUUUCACUCCCACUUCCCCAAGUAGCCCUCCAACCACUCCAAACUAUUUCUGGUUCCCAGACUAAACUGUUUUCUCAUAGUUCUGUUCCUCCACUCACUAGUUUUUCUUUUGCCAUUCUCCUCUUUUCUGCUGGUCACCCUUCAGGACCAAGUGCAAAAAUUAUCCCUGACGCACAGGCUUUGAUGACUUCCUUCCAACUUCCUACCAUACCCCACAUAAUAGGUUACACCCUCCUCUGCUGACACUUUUUAAACAUCUUCAUUAUUUACUAUUGUGACAGUAUAUCACAAUGACUUAUUUAAGUGUCUGUCUCCCUAUUUUUCCUCAAAGACAAGAACCAUAUCUUACCCAUUCUCUGGGGUAAGUACCUAGCAUGAUGGCUGCUGAUGCAUGGGAGGGUGUUAUUAAAUGUUGAUCAAAAGAACAAGUGAGCAUUCAAGGUUGUGGAGAGUAGCCUGGGGAAGCUGACAUUUUGCAUACCUCCCAGUUCUAGCACCAUCAUUGCCACUAUCUCAGUGAGAAAAAUAACAUCUUUAUUAGCUUCAAUUUAUUCUAAUAUUUUUCAGUCUACUCUGUGAGAGAGCAGAAAUGAGACCUAACUAGCAACACAAUUUCCAAGCUCAAGGACUGGGCUUGAUGCAACCACUCCUAUCAGAAAGACCCACCUAGAUCAGCCCUACUAUAAAACAGCAUGCUGUUGUUGCAGAGGGGAGGAGGUGGGGAGCAGGGGCGGGGAGGGUAAUGGCAUCCUUUACAGUGACUAAAAAACCACUGUGAGAGAAGCCCAAGCCAGGGUUGACCAAGAAAGUGCCAUUAAGGUAAAGAGGUGUAGAUCAAAGCAGAGGGACUUUGGGGAUUUGGAUGGAUGGUUUUCCCUGCCUAUUCCAGGGGGACUGGACACACUGAAAAAUCUUUUAGGCCCUCAGAGCCACAGACACGAUGCAAAUGGAGCUCCAGAGACAGUAGCUGUGGGGCAGGACUCUAUACUGGCAAUGUCCAGUCUUAGCCUCCCUUAUAGAAGGACCAGGCUGAACUGGCCCAUUGUCCACUUGGCCACAGGGUUCCAACCUUUGUUACCAAUUAAAACAAAGGUCAGGAGAACAGCUACAGUGAGCUCCUGAACCUCCAGCUGCUCCACAGAAAAACCUUCAAGAGUACUUCCAGACAUAGGCCCUCACCCAAAGUGCUCUAUGAGUAAGAGAGGUUGAAGAAAAGAACUGUAAGAGUAACCACAUUUCCAAGGGCAUUCCUGAAAAAGUACUCACUGGCAUUUCUUUUUUGAAAAGCAAAGAUCAAUCUGAAGCAGUUGGAAUGUUUCCAAAGCAGCAAUGAAAUGGAGAGAAAUGGCCCCUGUAUUUCCAAUGGUGAUAUUGAUCUAAAAUAAAAGUUCCCCUCAAAAUGUCUCUGAAGUCUGACAUUUCUGCUUAGCCCUAGGACUCUGGGUACCUACCUUGAGUUUCAGAGUGAUGUGUUGUUUGUGUCAUUUUUGUUAUCACUUCUUAAAAGGGCCUUCACUUUCUGGCUACCACAAAAUCCUGUGUACAGCCUGGAAGAGUAAAUGGAGAGGGAGAUGCUGGAUUUAUGUAUAACUGACUGUCAGUUCCUAAUGUUAAACCUCACACAGGUGUGCUAGCAUUAAACUACAGAGUGUCACAUACCUGAGUUUGAAAAUAAAAGCACCUUUCCAAACCUUU
This is a messenger RNA of Leopardus geoffroyi (Geoffroy's cat), 6318 nucleotides long. RefSeq names its product inositol 1,4,5-triphosphate receptor associated 1 (gene IRAG1). The record is from RefSeq and is a predicted model, not a curated record. Lineage: Eukaryota; Metazoa; Chordata; Mammalia; Carnivora; Felidae. The transcript is spliced from 22 exons. Bases 330 to 3146 code for a protein of 938 amino acids.